AUGGUCGAUGACCGCCAUGGAUAUCCCGUGGGAUUUCCCAUGCGGGGAAGAGGUGGUUUUGACAGAAUGCCUCCUGGUUGGGGUGGGCGUCCCAUGCCUCCAUCCGGAAGAGAUUAUGAUGAUAUGAGCCCUCGUCGAGGACCUCCUCCACCUCCUCCUGGACGAGGAGGAGAUCUAAUGGCCUCUGACAGAAGAGGGAGACCUGGAGACCGUUAUGAUGGCAUGGUUGGUUUCAGUGCUGAUGAAACCUGGGACUCUGCAAUAGAUGCAUGGAGCCCAUCAGAGUGGCAGAUGGCUUAUGAACCACAGGGUGGCUCUGGAUGUGAUUAUUCCUAUGCUGGGGGUCGUGGCUCAUAUGGUGAUCUUGGCGGACCUAUUAUUACUACACAAGUAACUAUUCCCAAAGAUUUGGCUGGAUCGAUUAUUGGCAAAGGUGGUCAGCGGAUUAAACUCCGUCAUGAGUCAGGAGCUUCAAUCAAAAUUGAUGAGCCUUUAGAGGGGUCCGAAGAUCAGAUCAUUACCAUUACAGGAACACAGGACCAGAUACAGAAUGCACAGUAUUUGCUGCAGAACAGUGUGAAGCAGUAUUCUGGAAAAUUUUUCUAAGACUAGUGAAGAACUGAAGGAGUCCUGCAUUUUUUUUUUUUUUUUAAUCUGCUUCUGUUUAAAAAGCCAACAU
This is a messenger RNA of Balaenoptera musculus (blue whale), 679 nucleotides long. RefSeq names its product heterogeneous nuclear ribonucleoprotein K-like. The coding region runs from base 1 to 606 and encodes 201 amino acids. Gene Ontology annotation, biological process: regulation of mRNA splicing, via spliceosome; regulation of transcription by RNA polymerase II. Lineage: Eukaryota; Metazoa; Chordata; Mammalia; Artiodactyla; Balaenopteridae. Gene Ontology annotation, molecular function: mRNA binding. The transcript is spliced from 2 exons. Gene Ontology annotation, cellular component: nucleus; cytoplasm. The record is from RefSeq and is a predicted model, not a curated record.